Mirounga angustirostris (Northern elephant seal) is the source of this 4393-nucleotide messenger RNA. It is a transcript of the gene CD79A, whose product is annotated as CD79a molecule. The transcript has 5 exons. NCBI's taxonomy places the organism in Eukaryota, Metazoa, Chordata, Mammalia, Carnivora, Phocidae. The coding region runs from base 3106 to 4317 and encodes 403 amino acids. Gene Ontology annotation, biological process: B cell differentiation; B cell receptor signaling pathway. Gene Ontology annotation, cellular component: external side of plasma membrane; membrane; B cell receptor complex. Gene Ontology annotation, molecular function: transmembrane signaling receptor activity. The record is from RefSeq and is a predicted model, not a curated record.
CUGAAGCCCUUCUACCCCUAGCGGGCCCUGUGCCCCAGCUGGGCUGGUGGUUGGGUGGGGCCGGGACCUGGAGGCUCUCGCCCCUCCCCCCACAUCCUGCCUUUGCAGUUCUCAGUAAGAUGAGAAACCGAAAAGAGUGGCUGUUGAAGCGGUGGCCCCAGUUGGGGCCUGCACUGCAGAGGUGGUUCUCUGUCCCCUGCUGGAACAAAGCGGGAGGGGCAAGUGGCUUCUUCCCCAAAGGAGGUAGACUUGGGACAGCCAGCUUUCACUCCUGGUGGCUCCUUGAGGGUCCCUGGUGUGCACCUUCUGGAGCUAGUUAUUCCUGCCCGGAGUUGGGAUGCGGUGCCACUUCCCACACCCACCACUGCCCGCAGGGAGGGUUGUGUGAGGCUCCUGCGCGGAGGUUGGGCUGGGCCGUCGGGCGGCACCGCCUCUACGGUCCUGCAUGGCAGUUGGCGCUCGGUGCAGCUGGGGUGGGAGCUCUGAAGGGCACCAAGUGGGCAUGUGCCAGACCUCAGGAAGCUGAGCCUGGAGAAUUGGCCCCAUGCUUCCAAACCCACCUCCUCGGGGAACACGAAGCAGAGCCUGAGCUGGCUCGGCCAAGUCUCCCGAUUUCCCCCAGCCCAAGUUAUUGGACCCAUUUACUUCCAGUGCGAAGCCUGGGCUUUGAACUCAAGUGACUCGUUUUCAAUAACCUUCCAGCUCUGACCCUAAUUCUCUGCAAUCCUGAGCAACUUACUCCCCCUUUGAGCCCUCCGCUGCUUGUCUGUGUCACUCCUGAGGGACCUGCAGAGUCACCAUAUCAAUAGUGUCUUGGCUCAGAGCAGUGCACCAAGCACACGACCAGUUACUUGGUGUUCAGGAUGGAAAAAAUCAAACCAGAGUCCCACAUCCAGUGGGGAAUGAAGCUGUCAUCCCUCCCAGCUCCAGCUCAGAAGUUUGUGUUCCAUAAACAGCCUAUCACGUGCAAGGCACUUAAUAAAUAUAUCACUUAAUGCAACUAGGCAACCCUGUGAAGGUGCCCAAGAGCACCCGCAUUUUGGGUAUAGGGAAAGUAAGUCACAGGUUGGGUCGUUUGCCCAUGUACCACAACGAGGGGGUGGCAAAGCUGGAAUUUGAACUUGGGUGAGUAGGCUCUAGCCACUGCAGCUCAUUGCCCCAUGGAAGUAAGGGAAAUGGAAAAACAAGGCCUGAAGGGUUACGUGCCUGGGCAUGGCCUUGGGCCAGUCACUCCCUCCCUGUUCUGGGCUCCGGUUUCCUUUUUUGUCAACUGAGGAAGAAGACGUCUUGGAGUGGACAUGCGAACGCAAGGCAGCAAGGCCCAGGACCUUGUCGGCAGACACCCGCAGUGCUGGCUAAGUGGCUGGUGGGUGGUGUCCCUGCAGGCCGGUCUGGCCUGAGGGCCUGCAAUCCAGCAGCUGUGCCUCUGCGGCCACUGGGGGGCAGGCGAGGGCCUGGAAACCGCCUCAGCAGAUGGAGGCGAAUUCUAGGGCUGCACUAUCUGAGCCCAGGGCUUCUUCCUAGGUGGGGGGUCAUAAGGAGGAACUAAAGCACGGAGGGGCUGGUGACCUGCUAUACAGCAAGGGUCGCAACAGAACACCUGGGUCGCCGGAGGGAAGGGAACGGGGGAGGGCCCCCAGGCCAGAGAGGGGGAACUGUGUCCUUGCAGCCUCACGAGGGGCACAAGGGUGGCCGAGAGCCCAGAUUAGCAGAGAAGAAACUGAGGCCCAGACACCCAGUCGGCUGACAGAGCGGAGAUGCAAACACAGGAAUCACGAACUCUUGAGGCCCAUGCUCCUCUGUGUGGGUGACAGUUGCAUUUUGGUUUUUUAAUUAUGAAAUGCUUCAAGCGUGCAAAAUAGCAUACCUAUUAGUGUAAGAAAGACCCGUGGACCCGCUACCCAGCUUAAGAAGUAAAACAAGACCUAAAGCCGAUACAGGCAAAGCCCUCCUCCCGUCCCCCAGAGGGAACCCCUCUCGGGAAUUGGGUGUCACUCACCUGCAUGGGUUCACACCUCCACUACGGAGGCACGUCCCUAACGGCACCCGAUGUUUCGCCUUUUGAAAACAAGUCAACUGUUGCACGCUGCAUGUGUUGUGUCAUUUUCAUGUCAUUUCUGAGACGCAGCUGGGUUGACGAGUAGAGCUCCGUCUUUUCGCCUGCGGAGUACUUUACUGGCCUCCCACGUCACCCCAUGUGCAUCCCGUUCUCCCGCACAUGGACUUUUUGUUUCCGCUUUUGCUACCAAAAAUCGCCCUGCGGUGAAUUUUUUCCCUGUGUGUCUCCUUGUGUGCACAUGUGAUGGUCCCCUAACUGCUCACAAACCUCUCAACAAUCUCCUGUGACUCCUCAGACUCUGUUUCCUUCCACGUGACCUAAAAUGCUUCCCAACGGCAGGUGGGCACACACAAGUGACUGAAUCUCUGCUCCACCACUCCCAAGCUGUGUUACACCCGGCGAGUGAUGGCAUCUCUCUGGGCCUGUUUUUCUGUAAAAUGGCGGGUGGCCUACCUUGCCCACUUGUGGGGAGGCUGACUCACGUCAAGAGCCCAUCGUGGCUCUCACUCCUCGGGUGCUGGGAACAGCAUCUCAUGGCACAACACUGGGGAGAUAUUCUUAUGCUCAUCGCUCAGAUGAAAAAUGCCAAGGCUGGGGGCGCCCGGCUGGCCAAGUCAGUAGAGCGUGUGACCCUUGACCUCGGGGUUGUGAGUUUGAGCCCCACAUUGAGAGUAGAGAUUACAAUUUAAAAAAAAAAAAAAAAUUUUUUUUGGGCGCCUGGGUGGCUCAGUUGGUUAAGCGACUGCCUUCGGCUCAGGUCAUGAUCCUGGAGUCCCGGGAUCGAGUCCCGCAUCAGGCUCCCUGCUCGGCAGGGAGCCUGCUUCUGCCUCUGACCCUCCCCCCUCUCAUGUGCUCUCUCUCAUUCUCUCGGUCUCAAAUAAAUAAUAAAAUAAAAAUAAAUAAAUAAAUAAAAAAUAAAAAAAAAUUUUUUUAAUGCCAAGGCUCAGAAUAGGAAGCCCCCACCUAGUCAUAGAGCUGGUCGACCUGCCCCAUUUAUUCGUCCUGAGCAUUAAUAGGAGCCACGUUUUACUGAGCACCUACUUACUAUGGGCUGGGCCCUGUGUUCAGAACUUUGCAUGCACAACCCCUUUAAAUCCUGGAUUCUGACGCCAAGAAGGGAGGACAUGGAGGCUCAGAGAGGAGAUGAGCUUUGCCUAAGGCCGGUGAGGAGUGGAGAGCAGGCUCAGAACCACCACCCGGACAGACCAUCUGCGGGCACAGGCACUUCGAACUCUGGCUCCCUCGGGCUUCCGUCCCAGGGCUGGCCGGUGCCGAGCCAGGCCUUGAACUGGUCUCUUUCCCCCACCAGCAGCCUCCCCCCAGGGGAAUUGUGGCCACAGGUGCAGGGAGCAGUUUCUCUCCACUGCGGGCCUGAAGCACACAGGCAGGGGCUGCCCCCGGGGCCCACAGCUGAAGGAGGACCCGGCAGUGGGGCCAUUGGAGCCCAUCUCCGGCAGGACUGGGCAGGAAGUAGGGCGGGGUUAGCCGAGGUGGAAUCUGGUACCCCAGGACUGCUGCGACCCAGACUAACCAACCCACUGGGAGAGAUGCCUGGGGGUCCCGGAGUCCUCCAAGCGCUGCGCGCCACCAUCUUUCUCCUCUUCCUAAUCUCUGCUGUUGGCCUGGGCCCCGGGUGCCAGGCCCUGUGGGUGGACGGGGGCCCGCCCUCGGUGACCGUGAACCUGGGCGAAACGGCCGAGCUGCAGUGUUUGCACAACGGCAGCAAGCCCGACAGCAUCCUCAACGUCACCUGGUGGCGCGUCAUCCAAGGCAAUGGCACCUGGCCCGACAUGUUCUGGAGCUAUGGCCAAAAGCCCCACGGUGAGCUGACCAUCCACAUGGUGAACAAGAGCCACAUAGGCAUGUUCAGGUGCCAGGUGGAGGAGAAAAGCCCCAGCCAUAAAGUCCUCAGCUUCCAGCAGUCCUGCGGCACCUACCUCCGCGUGCGCGAGCGGCUCCCCAGACCCUUCCUGGACAUGGGAGAGGCCACCAAGAACAACAUCAUCACAGCCGAGGGCAUCAUCCUGCUCUUCUGCGCCGUGGUGCCUGGGACCCUGCUGUUGUUCAGGAAACGAUGGCAGAACAUGAAGUUUGGGGUGGACACGCAGGAUGACUAUGAAGAUGAAAACCUUUAUGAGGGCCUGAACCUGGAUGACUGCUCCAUGUACGAGGACAUCUCCCGAGGCCUCCAGGGCACCUACCAGGACGUGGGCAGCCUCCACAUUGGAGACGGGGACGUCCAGCUGGAGAAGCCGUGACCCUGUGGGCUGCCCCCAGGCAGAUGUGCUGCGAGCUCUGGUGUCCCCCCACCCCUUCCUGUUCUCUUUUCAUAAU